Funneliformis mosseae is the source of this 729-nucleotide messenger RNA. NCBI's taxonomy places the organism in Eukaryota, Fungi, Glomeromycota, Glomeromycetes, Glomerales, Glomeraceae. The record is from the annotation of a GenBank genome assembly.
AUGACUUAUAUCAAAAUUAAAUAUAAGCGCCUUUAUUUAAUUAUCGUAGUUCUCAUUGCGGUAUUUAUUGCCGUUAGUUAUGCCUAUCCAACUCCUGAACUGAACAAUUCAAUCAGCAUUCUUCAAAAAAGACAAGAUCCCGGUGGUAAAAAACCACCAAAAGAGCCCGAACAACCAAAAGAGCCUGAGCCACCAAAAGAACCCGAACCACCAAAAGAGCCUGAGCCACCAAAAGAGCCUGAACCACCGAAAGAGCCCGAACCACCAAAAGAACCUGAACCACCAAAAGAGCCCGAACCACCAAAAGAACCCGAACCACCGAAAGAGCCUGAGCCACCAAAAGAGCCACCAAAAAUACCUGAACCGCCAAAAGAGCCACCAAAAGAACCUGAACCGCCAAAGGAACCUGAGCCACCAAAAGAGCCACCAAAAGAGCCCGAACCACCAAAAGAACCCGAACCGCCAAAAGAACCACCAAAAGAGCCUGAACCGCCAAAAGAACCUGAGCCACCAAAAGAGCCACCAAAAGAACCCGAACCACCAAAAGAGCCAGAACCACCGAAAGAACCUGUACCCGAACCACCAAAAGAGCCUGUGCCACCAAAAGGAUCCAAACAUCCAAAGAAGCCCAAACAUCCAAAGAAACCAAAACAUCCAAAGAAACCCAAACAUCCAAAGAAACCAAAACAUCCUAAGAAACCCAAAUGUGUACAACAUGAUGACUGCUGA